AUGGCAUCAGAUGUUUCCACGCUGGGUGCAGCCAUCAGCUCUGGGAACCCCGGACCGGGUGCACAAGCUGGAGGAGCCAUCGCUCAGAGAGCCAACAAGAGGCGUUCUGGGCUUGAUUUUGAUGAUGAUGGAGAAGGGAACAGUAAGUUCCUCAGAUGUGAUGAUGACCCGAUGCCAAAUGAUAAAGAGAGAUUUGCCAGGUCUGAUGAUGAACAGAGUUCAGCGGAUAAGGAGAGACUUGCCAGGGAAAAUCACAGCGAGAUUGAACGUAGGCGGAGGAACAAGAUGACUGCCUACAUCACAGAGCUGUCAGAUAUGGUGCCCACCUGCAGUGCCCUGGCCCGCAAGCCAGACAAGCUCACCAUCUUGCGCAUGGCUGUCUCUCACAUGAAGUCCCUGCGUGGCACAGGCAAUACCUCCACUGACGGCACCUACAAACCCUCCUUUCUCACUGACCAGGAACUCAAACACUUGAUCCUGGAGGCGGCCGACGGCUUUCUCUUCAUAGUGUCGUGUGAGACUGGGAGGGUGGUGUAUGUCUCCGACUCUGUGACUCCUGUCCUGAACCAGCCCCAGUCCGAAUGGUUCGGCAGCACCCUGUAUGACCAGGUGCACCCCGAUGACGUGGGCAAGCUGAGGGAGCAGCUCUCCACAUCGGAGAACGCACUGACAGAAGGAACCAAACCCUGGUGCCUUUCUAACAAGGAUCCUGCAGCCCCCCCUGAGAAUGCAUCUAAAGGUCGCAUCCUAGAUUUGAAGACAGGGACUGUCAAGAAGGAAGGCCAGCAGUCCAUGAGGAUGUGUAUGGGUUCACGAAGAUCGUUCAUCUGCCGAAUGAGGUGUGGCAACAGCUCGGUGGAUCCAGUCUCUGUAAAUCGUCUCAGCUUUAUGAGGAAUCGCUGCAGGAACGGCUUAGGUGCAGCAAAAGAUGGCGAACCUCACUACGUUGUGGUGCACUGCACAGGCUACAUAAAAGCCUGGCCCCCCGCAGGUGUUUCACUACCCGAUGAUGACCCGGAUGCUGGCCAGGGCAGCACGUUUUGCCUCGUGGCUAUUGGCAGGCUCCAGGUCACUAGCUCACCCAACUGCACAGACAUGAACAAUGUUUGUCAGCCAACAGAGUUCAUCUCCCGACACAACACCGAAGGCAUUUUCACCUUCAUAGAUCACCGCUGUGUGGCUACAGUUGGCUACCAGCCACAGGAACUUCUGGGGAAAGACAUUGUGGAUUUCUGCCACCCAGAAGACCAACAGCUUUUGCGGGACAGCUUUCAGCAGGUGGUGAAGUUAAAAGGCCAGGUUCUGUCAGUCAUGUUCCGAUUCCGAUCCAAAAACCGGGAAUGGCUCUGGAUGAGAACCAGCUCCUUUACCUUCCAGAACCCCUACUCGGAUGAAAUUGAGUACAUCAUCUGUACCAACACCAACGUCAAGAACUCGAGCCAGGAGUCUCGGCCUGCCCUGUCAAACUCAAUGCAGAGGCCCCAGCUCGGGCAGAGUGUCAGCCUUCCCCUGGAGAUGGGCACGGCACAGCUGCCCUCAAGGCAGCAGCAGCCGCCACAACAGACAGAGCUGGAAGUGGUCCCAGGAAGAGAGAGCCUGUCUGGUUACGACCACUCACAGGUUCCCGUUCAGCCUGUGGCUGCUGCUGGCCCAGAGCACAGCAAGCCCUUGGAGAAGACGGAGAGCCUUUUUAAUCAGGAGCGGGACCCAAGGUUCAGCGAAAUCUACAGCAGUAUCAAUACAGACCAGAACAAAGCCAUUCCUGCCAGCACAGUGCCUGCCAACCAGCCCCUCUUUACACAGGGAAACACUUUCACCCCAUCGCGACCUGCCGAGAACUUCAGGAGCAGCAGCAUGGUACCUCCUGUGAACAUUAUUCAGCAGCAGCCCUCCUCAGCGGGCCGGAUCUUAGCCCAGAUUUCACGCCACUCCAACCCAGCUCAGGUCAGCGGAACCAACUGGGCUCCAGGGACGCGGCCAGCGUUCACACCCCAGCAAGUGGCAUCCCAGACGGUGAAGACUCGUCCCCCUUCAUUCAGCAUGGGGACUUUCCAGGGCACCCCGUCCUCCUUCAGCCCUAUGACAGCGCCUGGCUCUACGGCUUCCCCUACCGGGGCUGCUUACCCGAACCUUGCCAGCCGUGGCACGGGCUUCACCACGGAGGCAGCGCAGACCCCUGCCCCAUUCCAGACGCGGGCAGCCGAAGGUGUGGGGAUGUGGCCGCAGUGGCAAGGACAGCACCACGGCCCGGCGUCCGGGGAGCAACACGUGCAGCAGCCGCAGCCAAGCCAGCCUGAGGUCUUCUCAGACAUGCUGACGAUGCUGGGAGACCAAGGACCCAACUACAACAGCGAGGAGUUCCCAGAGUUGAAUAUAUUCCCUUCUUUUUCAGAAUAAAAUAAGCUCUAGGGGAAGCAAAUCAUAGCUAUACAUAAUAUCCACGUGUAAAGGAAAACACCUAAGUCUUUUUCAAAGACUGCUGAACUUUCUAAACACUUCCUACCUUCUGGAGGCGAAACUCUGCCCGACAGCCUGGAGGAUGGACGGCCAUGCAGGAGGAGGGUGUUGUGCUUUCGGGCACCUCCUCUGUGCGGUGCUGGCAGUGGGGGACUGUUCGCCCGGAGGCUUCAGGACUCGAGUGCUGCGACAGAAGCUGCACUCAUUGACCGAAGGCCCCGUGUUUCCGGAGCCGCUGCCGGCGGUUUUCGUUCUGCACGCCGGGUUGGUCGGAGGGAUUCCUGUCUGGAUUACAGACAGCCCCUCCAAACUCAUAAGGUGGCUUUUACUGUUUUUAUUUCAAUCUAUACCAUGACUUUUUUUUCUAUAAAACACAAAGUAUUGUAACUUUUUAAAUAUUGGAAGAAACUCUUCCAAGCGUUAA
Messenger RNA from Phaethon lepturus (White-tailed tropicbird), 2881 nucleotides. It is a transcript of the gene ARNT, whose product is annotated as aryl hydrocarbon receptor nuclear translocator. Gene Ontology annotation, molecular function: DNA-binding transcription factor activity, RNA polymerase II-specific; RNA polymerase II cis-regulatory region sequence-specific DNA binding; protein dimerization activity. Gene Ontology annotation, biological process: regulation of transcription by RNA polymerase II. The transcript is spliced from 22 exons. Gene Ontology annotation, cellular component: transcription regulator complex; cytoplasm; aryl hydrocarbon receptor complex. Lineage: Eukaryota; Metazoa; Chordata; Aves; Phaethontiformes; Phaethontidae. The coding region runs from base 1 to 2397 and encodes 798 amino acids. The record is from RefSeq and is a predicted model, not a curated record.